Molecule: messenger RNA, 3753 nt
Organism: Ascoidea rubescens DSM 1968
Lineage: Eukaryota; Fungi; Ascomycota; Saccharomycetes; Ascoideales; Ascoideaceae
Gene: SCP160
Product: Scp160p
Exons: 2
Coding region: 1-3753 (1250 amino acids)
Biological process (GO): regulation of gene expression
Cellular component (GO): cytoplasm; nucleus
Molecular function (GO): mRNA binding
Source: RefSeq, a predicted model, not a curated record
AUGUCUACUCCUGCUGAAAAAUUAGCUGCUCUUCAUGCCGCCGCUGCCGCUGCUGCUGCUUCUCCUUCUCCUUCUCCUGCUUCUACCCCUGCUUCGGCUCCUACUCCUGUCUCUCCUGACCCUGUCUCUGCUGUUAAUGGUGCUCAAACUCCCUCCCUUUUAACUUCAGUUGAUGACAGCGAUUUGUCUGAUGUUGAUUCUGACUUGGAUACCGCAAACUCCACUGAAACAUCUGCUACUCAACCUCCUUCAAUCAACGAUGAAAACGAAUUUCCAACUUUAGGUUCAGUUCCCUCGUUAUCCUCUCCAAAACCAAUCUGGGGCCCUAAAAUGAGCUCUGCUGUCUCUUCCACCUCUAGAACUACUACUACUACCACCUCCUCUUUAUCUUGGAACAAGUCUUCCAAGUCUGUUCGUAUGAAAUCAAGUUUAAUCCAAGAAGCCUUUUCAUUGGAUUUCAAAUACCUUUUAUAUCUUUCCAAUAAACCUGAAUUAAGCAAAAUCUUAUCCGACAUCAAAUUCGAAUCAAAAUGUAACAUUGAAUGCACUUCCUCUCAACAAACAAAAAAAAGAACUUUUCUUAUCACCGGUAGCCCAAACAACGUUCAAAUUGCCAGAAAAUUGAUCUUUAGAAAAUUCACCAAACCAAUCAACGACCAAUUUUUCAUCCCUUCAAAAUCAAGAUCAAUUGUCAUUGGAUCUCAAGGAAAAAACUUGAAACCAAUCAUCGACAAAUACAACGUCAAAGUUAACAUUGAAAAGAAUAACACCAACACCUAUCCUCAAUCUGAUGACUCAAAUGAAAUCGACGACACCUUUGGUGACCAAACUAAAGUCACUAUCGAAGGUGAUAUUCAAAGUGUUGCCGAUGCCAGAAGAGAAAUUGAAGCCAUUGUUAAUGAACACACAAAAGUAUUAUCUGCAAAACUAAAGGUUGACCCAUUAGUCUUGCCUUUUAUUCAAAAUGAAAUCUCCAAUGACCCUUCUUUUGAUUUAUCUGAUAUCGACAUCACUUAUCCUCAUAACACCACUUCCUCCAGUACAAACCCGCUUGUCAAAUUACUGGGUCCAAGAGAAAAAGUUAUUAAACUUGCCGACCAAUUGAAAGAUCUAUUCAACUCUUUACUUUUAAAUAUCAUAAUUGAAGAAAAAAAAGCUCCAAAAAAAUUACAUAAAUUUAUCAACACUACUGAAAUUUUUAACGAAUUAAAUGUCAUUGUUGAAAUUCCAUCGGUGGACGACACCUCAAAUGAAAUUAUUAGAUUCAUCGGUCAUCCUGAUAAAAUUAAUAAAGCAAUUGAUAAAGCUAAACAAUCUUCUUCAAACCACUCCAUUUCCUCUCUUAACAUAUCCAGAGCUCAUAACAAUAAUGUUUUACACUCUAGAUAUUUAACCAUUUAUUUCAAUUAUAUUGAUUUGUUUGACCAAAUUUCCGCAGAAACAGAUACAAGAUUGUAUUUUCCAUCUUACAAAUCUCUAAUUGAAAACGACAAUACCAAAGAAGUUAAUAUUGAAAUUGUAAUUUCAAGAGAUAGUCAAUCUGCUGCUCAAGAUUCCUUUAAAACAGCUAAAUCUUUAAUUGUUUCAAAUGUCAACAAAAUUUCUCCAAAAUCAACUUUCAUUAUUGACGACGUUGAUAUUUUUUUCCAUGAAAAAGUCUUAUCUCUAGUUAGUACUUUAGCCACAGAUUUGAAAGUUUCAGUUAUUCCAUUUGGCUUGUUAAAUAAAGAUAUAUCAUCCAACAAAAUUUUAUUAAUUGCUCAACCAUUGGAAGAUGAUGAUUUUGGUCCAACUGAUGAUGAAUUAAAAGAUAAAUUUAAUCAAAUUAGCAAUUUAUUAUCUCCCUUGAGAGAAGCUGGCAAAAACAUUAUUUACGAAACCCUCAAUGUUCCAGAUGAUGAGCAAGACAACGUCAAAGGUCCAAAUGAUACAACCUUAAAUUCAUUAAUCUCAUCCUGCAACGGCAACAAAAUCGAAAUUCUUUUCCAUACCCCAGCCGAAAAUGAAAUCACCCUUCACGGCUUGAAAAGUGAUGUUAAUAAGAUUUCUAAAGAUAUCAAUCAAAUCUUACAAGAUGCCAAGGAUUACAAAGAAGCAUCCUCAUAUUUUACUGAAUUUCAAUGUCCUUUAGCAAUUAUAUCAAGAUUGAUUGGUAAAGGGGGUGCUAAUGUCAACGAGCUCUCUACAAAAUAUGGUGUCAAAAUUGAGUUGAAUGAGGAUAAAAACGAUAAAAACUCAAAAGAAGUGUUGGUUAGAAUCACUGGUAUUAAAAGGAAUGCAGAAGAAGCAAAAGUCGAAAUCAAUUCAUUAAGUAAAAAAUGGGGUGAUGAGAAAACUGUAGUUAUUAAUAUUCCACAAAAAUUCCAUAAAGCAAUUGCAGGUCCAAGUUGGGUUUAUGUUAACAGAUUACAAGAUAAGUAUGAUGUUAAAAUCAAAUUUGGACGUAAUGAAACCAAAAAAGAUGAAGUUACAAUUAACGGACCAUCAAAGGGUGUCAAGAAAGCUCAAGAUGAAUUGAAAGAGUUGUUAGACUACGAAAUUGAAAACGGUUUGAAGAAAGAAAUUAUUGUUCCAAGGAAAGCUGUUGCAAGAAUUAUUGGUAAAAAUGGAAAAAAUUUAAACGCAUUAAAAGAUGAAUUUGAAACUAAAUCUACUUCUAAAGACGAUAAGGCCACAAUUCAACUUGUUGGAUCAAGAGAAGCCAUUGGAGAAGUUGAAAAAAGAAUCAAACAGAUUGCUGAAGAGAUUCAAAAUUAUGUUGAAAGGGAACUUGAAGUUGAUCCAAAAUACUUUAGAUUAUUGAUCGGUCGUAACGGUACCAUUAGAAAAGAAAUUGUUGCAAAAGCUGGAGGUCUUGAUGAAGAUUCUGUCAGAUUAUUAUACGUUCCUACUCAAAACUCUGGCUCAAACAAAAUUUCUUCGCAUGGUGAUAAAAAAGUGGUUGAUAAAAUUAUAAAAGAAGUUCAAUUAAUUGUUUCAAAUGCUGAAAAAAAGAAAACUGUUGAAUUGGAAGUUCCAAAAGAAAAACAAAGAUUAUUAAUUGGACAAGGUGGAUCUGUCAGAAAAAAUUUAGAGAAUGAAUUUAAUAUCAGUUUAUUCAUUCCUAAAAUUAAUGAAAAAAGUAAUAUUAUAAAAGUUAUUGGAUUAUCUCAAGAUAUUGAAAAGGCUCAAGUUAAAAUUAGCAGUUUAAUCAAAGAUAAAUUCGAUGAAACAAUCGAAGUACCAAGUAAGUAUCAUUUAUUACUUUCAGAAAGAGGUACAAUUUUCAGAAAAUUGAGAAAUGAUUUUGGAGUUUCUGUAGAAUAUGGAAGCAUGGUUAGAGAAGCCACUAAGCUAUCUGAUCCAUUUGCAAUUACCCCAGAGGAAGUAUUUGGUGAUGGUAGUGAGGAUACUAAAUGGACUAUAACUAAAGACCAGGAAACCGUUGAUAGUAGUGAAACCGAAGAUGUUGUCAACAUUCCAUGGAUGAUAUCCGGUAAAGAUAGUAAAAAAGCGAAAAAGUAUCUUGAAGAUCAGUUAGAAAUCAUUAAAAAGUGUAACAGAACAGGUUACUUUUAUGUAAAGAACUCCAGUUCUCUUGGAAAAGUUGUUGGUUCUGGGGGGUCCAAAAUUGAAAGUAUUAGAAAGAAGAGUGGAAGUAUUAUUUUUGUUCCAAGAAACAAUGACAAGAUCAAUAAUGUAAUUUAUUUAAGAGGUACCGAAACCCAAUUAGAAAAAGCCAAAAACGGAAUUCUCGCUGCUCUUAAAAAAUAG